Sardina pilchardus (European sardine) is the source of this 1350-nucleotide messenger RNA. Its product is annotated as phospholipase B1, membrane-associated-like. Gene Ontology annotation, molecular function: phosphatidylcholine lysophospholipase A1 activity; retinyl-palmitate esterase activity; A2-type glycerophospholipase activity. Bases 56 to 1318 code for a protein of 420 amino acids. Gene Ontology annotation, cellular component: brush border membrane. The transcript is spliced from 16 exons. Lineage: Eukaryota; Metazoa; Chordata; Actinopteri; Clupeiformes; Clupeidae. The record is from RefSeq and is a predicted model, not a curated record. Gene Ontology annotation, biological process: phospholipid metabolic process.
CAGACACCUUCAGGUGCAUAUACUGUAGGCAGUGUGUGGAUUAAUAAAUGCAGACAUGAGGGUCCUCUUUGUGUUAUGCAUGGCCCUAACGGCCACUCAUACAUGUGCUCAAGGAAGAACAUGGCAGCAGGACUUUGAGGAAGCUGUGAAUACCUGGAAUGAGGAGGAUUUAACUAAGGAAGAUCCGGACUCAAUCAGAGCCAGUAACAUCCAGCAUCCUCUGUUCCAGUGCCCAGACAUGAGCCCAUCUCCCUCUGUACCCACAUCAGUGGAGUUGGUGAAACCAGCAGAUAUCAAAGUGAUCGGAGCACUGGGGGAUUCACUGACGACUGCAAUUGCAGCCAAUGCGUCCAGCGUUUUGGGAGUGCCAAUUGAAUACCGCCAUGUUUCAUGGAGCAUUGGAGGGCAUGGGUCAUAUCAAGAUGUUAUAACUCUUGCUAAUAUUGUGAAGCUCUUUAAUCCAGAUGUGUUGGGUCCUGCUCCCAUAUGGACCAUGAAUGGAUACCCUGCCUCUUUAGAGGAUACGGGAUUCAACUUGGCUGUUACAGGACAUAACAGUUUAAACUUUUCUGAGCAGACAAGAAACAUGAUUGACACCUUCAAAAACUAUUCAGCCAUGAACUUCAAAGAGGACUGGAAACUGGUCACUGUCCUCAUUGGGAUGAAUGACAUUUGUGACUACUGCAAAGACAAAACACUCUUCUCUGUGGAUAACUUUGUCCAGCACAUCACAGAGUCUCUUCAAAUGCUGAUGGAUGAGGUCCCAAGGCUGAUCGUGAACAUGGUGCAAAUCCUGACCAUGAAGUCCCUGAGGGACGUCCAGAGGCCAACAGUGGGCUGCCAGCUGCAGAGGACCUUCUGCUCCUGUUUGGUGUUGCCAGAGGAAAACUCUACCGAGCUGCAGGAAGUCGUAGACCUCAACCGAGAGUUCCAGCUUAGACUGGAGAAACUCAUCCACAGUGGCCGGUUCUUCAAGGAGGACUUUGCCGUGGUUCUUCAGCCCUAUCUCACUAACACGGAACUUCCAAGAUCACCUGAUGGCACAGUUGACCUCAGUUACUUUGGACCUGACUGUUUCCACUUUACUAUCAAAGGCCAUGAAGAGUUGGCCAAGGGAUUGUGGAACAACAUGUUUCAGCCAGAGGGUGAGAAAGAUAUUAUUCCCAGCCUGACCGACCCCAUCAAGCUGAUCUGCCCUCCACAGGACCACCCUUAUAUAUACACAAAACCAAAAGCACUGCUCUCAGCUGCUUCAACAGAACAAGGUCUCCUGACUCUUUUGAUGGUCAGUUCCUUGGCACUACUGCUCAGUUUCUGAUCAUGUCCUGCAAUCAGAUUUGAGCUCUUCCA